ACACAGCGUCCUCGGCGAUGGGUGUAUGGAGGAACCACCGGCGAGGGUCGAACUGCCGGCCGCCUUCGAAUAUGUCGACGUAGAUGUUCUCGCACAACUUGUGGCGGAUAUGAUGGAUCGUCUCAUAUCCCAUAACGACCAGAUACCAUUAUCACCUGAGAGCCUUACUCGAUUUCACUCCCGCACCGCGCCUGGGAUUUCUGUACUAGAUUACUUGCGACGCAUAGUCAGGUUCACGAAACUCGAUCGGACAUGCCUAAUGAUCACACUGCACUACAUCGAUCAAAUAUGCUCUCGGAUACCGAUUUUCACCCUCUCGUCGCUCACUUGCCAUCGCUUCCUCAUCACAUCCAUCGCCGUGUCAAGCAAGGCCCUGUGUGACGUCUUUUGUACCAAUAGUCUCUAUGCCAAAGUAGGCGGAAUCCCCGUUACGGAACUCAACAUGCUCGAGCGGGAAUUCCUUCGCAUGAUCGAAUGGCGACUAACGUGUACACGCGAGAUACUUCAAGAGUACUACGUCAACCUAGUGCGCACCCACAGCAAGGGCCAAUUCCACAUCGCGGGGCCGGGGUCGUCAAGCAGCUCAGAUAGCGACAUGGACUGGGACGCUAAUCGGUCUCGCUCGGUCUCGCCUGCGCGCCCGGGGAUGAACGGUCGUGAGGCGUCCACCAUUCUCAUCGACACGGCGACGCUUUCUCCGGAGUCGCCCCGCCCCCCUACGCUCGAGCAGAACAUGGCAUUCGAGGCGUUCAGACGUUCGUCUCAAGGGAUCUGA
Postia placenta MAD-698-R-SB12 is the source of this 775-nucleotide messenger RNA. RefSeq lists its product as hypothetical. Gene Ontology annotation, cellular component: nucleus; cyclin-dependent protein kinase holoenzyme complex. Lineage: Eukaryota; Fungi; Basidiomycota; Agaricomycetes; Polyporales; Adustoporiaceae. The transcript is spliced from 5 exons. Bases 26 to 775 code for a protein of 249 amino acids. Gene Ontology annotation, molecular function: cyclin-dependent protein serine/threonine kinase regulator activity; protein kinase binding. The record is from RefSeq and is a predicted model, not a curated record. Gene Ontology annotation, biological process: regulation of cyclin-dependent protein serine/threonine kinase activity.